Messenger RNA from Xiphophorus maculatus (southern platyfish), 2004 nucleotides. It is a transcript of the gene npb, whose product is annotated as neuropeptide B. The record is from RefSeq and is a predicted model, not a curated record. Gene Ontology annotation, biological process: feeding behavior; G protein-coupled receptor signaling pathway. The transcript is spliced from 2 exons. Bases 1168 to 1560 code for a protein of 130 amino acids. Gene Ontology annotation, molecular function: G protein-coupled receptor binding. NCBI's taxonomy places the organism in Eukaryota, Metazoa, Chordata, Actinopteri, Cyprinodontiformes, Poeciliidae.
AAGACCAUCAUCAGGAUUCUAUAGAAACCCAACAUAAUUACAGUUUAACAGUUUGUUUUUUUUAAUUAUUCAGUCAAGCUGACUAAGACUGAUCUGCUAAUUACACCAUUCAGAGGAGUUCAUGGUGCUUGACGGGAAGAGUUAGCCUGUGUCCUAAAAAGGGUUUCUAUUGAUUAUAACGUUUCCACUCAGAGCUCCACAUAAAACCCAGAUCAAUUUAUGACUCAAACCCUUUCAAAUAUAUAUAUAUAUUCACAUGCUUUAAUUUAGCUCACGCGUUGUCACAUAACCACAAAUAUCAGAGGAUUUUAUGUGAUGAACAUAGUACAAAAUAGUCAAGUGGAAGGGAAAAGAUGCACAGUUUGCAUUUGUUUCUUUCUUUACAAAUACCCCCCACCCCCAAAUAAAAAGAGAUUUGAAACUAUAAAAGUACAGCGAUGUGGCUUAGGGGGGUUGAAUACAAAUCACGCCACGCUUUUCACAUUUUUUGUGGAUGUAAAGAAAACUUAAAAAGAUGUACAGACGGCGCCAUUCCUUCCUGGCCUGACAAAUAAAAUCCCGACAAGAAAACUAAAGCUUGUGUUUGUUGCGAGACAAAAUGCACAAAACUUCAGAAAACUGACGUAGACGGACCCAGGCGCUGUGUCGUGAUCAGGUUGCGCUGCUCCAGACUAAUCUGCAGGUAUUUUCAGUCCUAAUUUGUCCACUUUCACACAUGUUCUCCAACAGCUUAUCCACGAAACCCACACCUUCCUCUUAAGCUGUGACCUCUUGCCUCACAUUUCUUUCAAGGACGACAGAUUCAUUUUGACCCCUUAAAACGUCAGAAGGGGUGACGUCCUCAUACCUCUCACACACACACGCUCCACGAUGGCGUGGCUCCAGCAGCCCAUCAGAAACGGAUCAAUUAGCGUCGUUUCCACCCCAUUUUCUACAGACGGAUCAUCAUCAUCCGCCCACCUUGGCUCUGAUUUGACGAAUGUCCUGUGUCACGAUAAACCUCACCCAGCCUCCCUAUAUAAGAAACAGAAACUUUUCCAAGAUUUCAGCAAAAACAAAGUGUCCGCAGACGAAGGAGCAGACCUGUAGAAACGCUAUUUUCUUGUGCGUAAAAAUAAAAAAAAUAAUAAAAACUCACCCCCAAAAAGUGCCAAAACCGUCCUGGAGAUGAAGAAGUCCGUCAGGUUCGCCGUGGUGUGCGUCGGAGUGUCUCUGCUCAUCUCCUGCCAGUCCGUCGAAGCCUGGUACAAGCAGGUGACCGGACCCAGCUAUUACUCUGUGGGCCGCGCCUCCGGGCUGCUGUCCGGCAUCAGGAGGUCUCCGACCGUCCGGAGAGCUGAGUCCGAGGAGACGGUGAUGGACAGCGGGGAGGCGGCGGGAAACAACUUGAUCCAAGAGACCAACAAGCAAAUCUCCGUCCUGAAGAACAUGGCCAUCUGCCUGAAGGACAUCUCUCCAAACCUGAAGAGCUGCGAGCUGCUGCAGGACGGGACGGGAACCUUCCAGUGCAAGGCAGAUGUCUUCCUCACCCUGGACUCCUUGGACUGCCUGUCCGCAUGAGUCUCCGUGAAUCCUCCUCAUCAUCCUCCCCCCCAAAAAGAGAAAGAAAACAGACAGAAAGAGAGAGAAAAACCAGAUAUUUUAUCUGGAAAAGCAGAAAAAAAUCAAAACAGAGAUGAGGGAUGGAUGGAGAUUUUGCUUUGAUGACGGACCGUUGCAGACUUUGAAUGUUUUCUCUUAUUUAAAGAAAAAUGCUUAAAAAAAAAAACAUUGUUCAGUUUUGCUUUUGGUUGCAAAGAAAAAAAAAAUGAAAACAGGGGCAAAAAAACACAAUGCCAGACAGUUUAGAUAAAGCCAUUUUCAUUCCAACCCCUUUGCAUAAUAUCGAAAUGUUCAAAAAUGUCCAGAGGUUUAUCUGCAGUUUUCCAGAAUUUCUGUAAAUUACUUUUAUUUAUUUAUCUAUUAAAAUGAACAAACAAACAAUAUUAACCUGCUGUUGUCUGA